This is a messenger RNA of Indicator indicator, 3338 nucleotides long. RefSeq names its product calpain 3 (gene CAPN3). Gene Ontology annotation, cellular component: cytoplasm. The transcript is spliced from 24 exons. The record is from RefSeq and is a predicted model, not a curated record. Bases 1 to 2433 code for a protein of 810 amino acids. Gene Ontology annotation, biological process: negative regulation of apoptotic process; proteolysis. Gene Ontology annotation, molecular function: calcium ion binding; calcium-dependent cysteine-type endopeptidase activity. NCBI's taxonomy places the organism in Eukaryota, Metazoa, Chordata, Aves, Piciformes, Indicatoridae.
AUGCCGUCCGCCAUCAGUGCAGCAGUGGCUCAGCAGACAGCUGCUGGGUCAGUUCCCAGCACUGCUGUCGGCACUACUGAAGGUACAGGUGGGGGCACAGGGGGGAUUUAUUCUGCUAUUAUAAGUCGCAACCAGCCCAUUAUCAAAGUAAAGGAGAAGACCUAUGAAGAGCUUCAUAAGAAGUGUCUGGAGCAAAAUAUUCUCUAUGAAGAUCCUGAUUUCCCACCAAAUGAGUCCUCCCUCUUCUACAGCCAGAAAAUCCCCAUCAAGUUCGAAUGGAAAAGACCACGUGAAAUCUGUGAGAAUCCACGGUUUAUUAUUGGUGGAGCCAACAGAACAGAUAUCUGCCAAGGAGAAUUAGGUGACUGCUGGUUCCUGGCUGCCAUUGCUUGCCUGACACUGAAUAAAAAACUGCUCUGCAGAGUCAUACCUCAUGACCAGUCCUUUAUACAAAACUAUGCUGGCAUCUUUCAUUUCCAGUUCUGGCGCUAUGGAGACUGGGUGGACGUCGUCAUCGAUGACUGCUUACCCACGUACAACAACCAGCUGGUCUUCACCAAGUCCUCCCAACGCAACGAGUUCUGGAGUGCCCUCCUGGAAAAGGCCUAUGCGAAACUCCAUGGAUCAUAUGAAGCUUUAAAAGGAGGCAACACCACUGAAGCCAUGGAGGACUUCACUGGUGGAGUCACAGAAUUCUAUGAGAUAAAGGAUGCCCCUAAAGAUAUCUAUAAAAUCAUGAAACAUGCCAUUGACAGAGGAUCCCUCAUGGCGAGUUCCAUUGAUGAUAACCUAGGCUUUUCCUUUGGAUCAGCUCCUCGGAGCAACAUUGGAGAACAGAUCGCUCGAAUGGUGAAGCAGUUAGAAAACGCACAGAUGUCUUUCCCCACCGUAGACUACCAGGCAAUGGAUGAGAGGCCAGCAUGGACCAUAGUGCCAAUGCAGUAUGAAACCCGGAUGUCCUGUGGGCUUGUCAAAGGCCAUGCCUACUCUGUCACUGCCGUGGAGGAGACCGUAUUUAAAGGGGAAAAAAUACGUCUGGUAAGGCUGAGAAACCCCUGGGGGCAGGUGGAAUGGAACGGACCUUGGAGUGACAAGUCAGAGGAAUGGAACUUCGUUAACGAGGAAGAGAAGCUCCGCCUGCAGCACAAAGUCGUGGAGGAUGGCGAAUUCUGGAUAUCAUUUGAAGAUUUCAUGAGGCACUUCACAAAACUGGAGAUCUGUAACCUCACACCUGAUACUCUGGAAGCAGAUAAACUGAAGACCUGGACUGUGUCAGUCAAUGAAGGGCGCUGGGUGAGAGGCUGCUCAGCUGGAGGUUGCCGUAAUUACCCAGACACAUUUUGGACCAAUCCCCAGUAUCGCUUGAAGCUUCUGGAGGAAGACGAUGAUCCUGAGGAUGAAGAAGUUAUCUGCAGCUUCCUUGUUGCACUGAUGCAGAAGAACAGGAGGAAAGAACGCAAGCUGGGAGCCAACCUGUAUACCAUUGGCUUUGCCAUCUAUGAGGUGCCUAAAGAGAUGCAUGGCACCAAGCACCACUUGCAAAAGGAUUUUUUCCUCUACAACGCCUCCAAAGCUAGAAGCAAAACCUACAUAAACAUGCGAGAAAUCUCUGAGCGCUUCCGGCUACCUCCCAGCGAGUACGUUGUCAUCCCAUCAACAUAUGACCCCCACCAGGAGGGAGAAUUCAUCCUGAGGGUCUUCUCAGAGAAAAGAAGUCUUUCAGAGGAGGUUGACAACAUGAUCGAGGCAGAGCGUCCAUCAAAAAAGAAAAAGGGCAAGCCUAUCAUCUUUGUUUCUGACAGAGCUAACAGCAAUAAAGAGUUGACAGCAGAUGAAGAUGCUCACAAAGAUGGUGAAAAAAAACAUGUGGAUGAGAAAAAGCGUCCUUCAGCAAAAACUCGCGAGGGGAGUGAAGAGGAAAAACAGUUCAGGAAUAUUUUCCAACAGAUUGCAGGGGAUGACAUGGAGAUCAAUGCUGAAGAACUCAGGAAUGUUCUCAAUAACGUUGUGAAAAAACAUAAGGACCUAAAGACAGAAGGAUUUGAACUGGAAUCCUGCCGCAGCAUGAUUGCUUUAAUGGAUACAGAUGGCUCAGGGAAGAUAAACUUUGAUGAGUUUCGACAUCUCUGGGACAAGAUAAAAAGCUGGCAGAAAAUUUUCAAGCGUUACGACACGGAUCAUUCAGGAACCAUUAACAGCUACGAGAUGCGCAACGCAGUCAAUGAUGGAGGGUUUCGGCUGAACAACCAGCUCUACGACAUCAUCACCAUGCGCUACGCCGACAAGAACAUGAACAUAGACUUUGACAGCUUCAUCUGCUGCUUCGUGCGCCUGGAUGCCAUGUUCAGGGCAUUCCACGCCUUUGAUAAAGACGGAGAUGGCAUCAUUAAGCUUAAUGUCCUGGAGUGGCUGCAGCUCACGAUGUAUGCGUAACACUGGAACCAGUGGCUGCCUUCAUCAAGCACAGUCGAGACUUUUGCUUCGAGUCAUUAGCUCCACUCAUCCCCAAGUGCCAAUGAGCAUUUCUGCAUUAUGUACUUUGCAUGUGGGUCAAAGCCCUUUUCCAGAGUAAAUCCUUACUCCAGCAGGCAGAGCAGUGUGCACAUUCUCUGACUACUUUUACAACUUCCCAACCUUCCUUUGGGCAACAAGGAUUAAUUUACUGAUGACUGAACCUUUGUCUGCAUGGUAAAAAAACGGAGCAUGCAUCAUGGUUCUGCUUAUGCUAAUAAUUGCAGAAGUCUUCCAUCAACUCAGGCAAAACUGGGAUUGCAGCUGAACUGUGAAGGUCAGAGGUGUUUACUACCACCUUGUAAUUAGCACUACCCCUUCAUCCUGCUUUUGCUACAAUCAUUUCAGCCUCUUCCUAGCACUGACUGAAUAUUUCACAAGGUUGCACUAGAUUACACUGAGAUAGUGCACCAAGAGAUGUGGCAGUGCAAGUUAGUUCUCUGCCAUGCUAGAAGCAUGGAUGUUGUAAGGCAAAACAGACCACAGCUUGGUUUAGCAUCAAGGCAAAAGUAUGAGAACUGAGCAACUCUCAUUUUUAGUACCUCCAUAGUCUCUUAAUUACACAUUGGACCUUCUGCUUUCUCUGAAAUGUGAAGAAAGUUGCUUCUCCUUUAAGGUAUCACACUUCUUAUGCAUAUAUUUAUUUACAGAUGCACUCCCUCCCACUCUCCUCAGGGUCCUAUUGCCUGACAGUAUGGGGUAUUCCUCUAGUGCAAAAGGUGACUUGUAGCAGAACUGGACACUGUGGUAGCAUGACCACUUUGGGAAUAGUAUUAGAAUGUGCAAGUAGAACUCAUUUAAUUGAACUAGAAAUAAAAUCAAAUGGA